UUUCUUUAGUACUUAAUAUCAUCAUUCUGCGAUAGUGCAUCAGAGUUAAAUUUAAAAUCACUCUACUAAUAUCUCAUUGACUUUAAUAUCAUCAAAUUCGAAAAAACAAAAAAUAAAUUAUGCAGUUAUUUUAUCUGCUUAUUUUCAUUUCUAUUCAUCUGUGCGUUUCGACUUCAAAUAAAAAUAGUAACCGUGACGUCAGUUUUCCGCAUUCUUAUGAUACUGAUAAAAAUAUUGAAAGACUGAAUCCGCGAUUCAGAAUCAAGCGAUCGAAACCAAAAGUCAUUGGAAUAUUUCCCGGAACAAAAUGGUGUGGUCCAGGUAACAUUGCAAAACAUACUAAUGACUUUGGACCCCACCGUGGGACAGAUCAAUGCUGCCGAAAUCACGAUUACUGUGAACCAAAAAUUCCAAAAAAGGACAAUAGAUAUGGAAUUGAAAAUAACGGGAGCUUGCCCAUAUUAAGCUGCAUGUGUGACUUGAUAUUCUACAACUGUCUUACAACAGAUAAUUCGGCCACAAGCCGUACUGUUGGAUCUCUUUACUUCAAUUCGUUGCAUGGAAAAUGUUUUUAUUUUGAUACCGAUGAUGAAACAUAUAAAUUGAUAAGAAUCCCUAAUUUUAAUGAUAAUUCAGUUAUUAAUUUCAAGAAAAAAUUCACUAAAAAUGCUUCGAAAAAUAAUCAACGUCCAAAAAUUAACUGAAUAUUUUUUAAUUAAUGAAUUUUCAUUAUCGAUGUCAUUAAUUGGGUUUAUCUGAUAAUUAGAUUUAUUUUUUGAUAUUCUCUUACAAAGUGACAGCUCUGAAUUUUUUAAUGCAAAUUUGAAAAUUUAUUUUUCAAAAAUUUCUUAUAGAUUUUUAUUAAAUUGCACAAAAUUUGCCGAAGCAAUUGAU
Molecule: messenger RNA, 894 nt
Organism: Microplitis demolitor
Lineage: Eukaryota; Metazoa; Arthropoda; Insecta; Hymenoptera; Braconidae
Product: phospholipase A2
Exons: 4
Coding region: 120-704 (194 amino acids)
Biological process (GO): phospholipid metabolic process; arachidonate secretion
Source: RefSeq, a predicted model, not a curated record